Eurytemora carolleeae is the source of this 2418-nucleotide messenger RNA. Its product is annotated as heterogeneous nuclear ribonucleoprotein U-like protein 1. The record is from RefSeq and is a predicted model, not a curated record. The transcript is spliced from 17 exons. Bases 71 to 2116 code for a protein of 681 amino acids. NCBI's taxonomy places the organism in Eukaryota, Metazoa, Arthropoda, Copepoda, Calanoida, Temoridae. Gene Ontology annotation, molecular function: protein binding.
UAUUUUCAUUUUCUGCGAUUUUCUAUUUCAGGGUUUGUCGAAUUAAGAUUUUACUAACGUUACGAUAAAAAUGUUGGACUCGAAUCUUGAAAAGAUGAAAGUUGCGGAUCUUCGCGAAGAGUUGGAGAAGCGGGGGCUAGACACCAAGGGAACCAAACCAUUCCUGAUUGAUAGAUUACAGGAAGCACUUUCGGCGGAGAAUGGUGCCACGGGUGGAGCAGAAACCGGUUCGGCGGACAUGGAUAUGGAUUCUAACGAUUCAGAACAGGUGCAAGAGGUGGAGGAAGAUGAACAGGCGGAAGAGCAACAGGAAGAAGCGGAAGAGCAACAGGAAGAAGCGGAAGAGCAACAGGAAGAACCGGAAAUGGAAGAUGAACCGGCAACAGAAGCAGUUGAACCAGCACACCAGAAUGGUGAUCAGGCUAACGGAGUAAAAGAAGAGGGAACGGAGGAGAAGCCUGUAGUUCCCGAGGUUAAGAAAGCUGCAGCUCCGGAGAAAGGAGUUAAAAGGAAGUUUGGAGAAACUGGACUCUCACCGGAGGAACUCAAACCAUGGAACAUUAGGGAGGAUGAGCCCGAGUUGCCCGACGAUUUUGUUUGCCUGGACUGGUUCAAUUCAGACCUCAAUCUUAGGAUUCGUCAUGAUGAUUUCCUGUCCGCUAUGCCGCUAAACAAGGAGAGCUGGAGCUGGGUGUAUGCUGGAUGCAGAGCAACCCAUGGAAUCAGUUCAGGCAAAAUAUUCUUCGAGGUAACCUACCUGGAUACGAUGAAGGUCUGGACGGAUAAGGACGGAUUCCAUCUUGAUCUCAGAGUUGGCUGGAGCACUAACGCAGCUUCUAUGCAGCUCGGAGAAAAUGACAAGUCCUGGUGCUACUCCAGUGCUGAAGGUAAAAAGGCGAGUAACAAGGAGUUCCUUGAGUACGGAGCCAAGUUCGAGCGUGGGGACGUGGUCGGAGCAUACCUUGAUAUGGGGGAGGAGAUGGUCACGAUGAUCUUUACCAAGAACGGAGAAACUCAGGGCGAGGCUUACUCAUUCCCAAGAGCAGAGUUGGGAGGAGAGGCUUUGUUUCCUCAUAUUCUGACCAGAAACGUGAAGUUUGAAUGCAACUUCGGCAAGAAAAAGGACGGGACUGAGCUCGCCCCUCUCAAGGAAGCACUAGAAGGCUACACUCAGAUUGCUAAGUGUGAGGCUGAAACUUUGAUCCGUGGUGAUUCUGGAAUCAAGACCCGAGAGGAAUGUCACUUCAUUCUGAUGGUCGGACUCCCAUCUGUCGGUAAGACUACCUGGGCCAAGAACUACGCUGCCGCGCACCCUGAGAAGAAGUUUGAGAUUAUAAACGCGGCAUUGUACUUGGAGAAAGCUACUGUCAACGGAGAUUCAAGGAAGAACCAUACUACUCUUGCUUGGGAGAAGGUACACCACCGUAUCACCAAGGCACUCCAAGAUGUUCUCAAAAUUGCAUCAUCAAGGAGGCGUAAUGUUAUCCUGGAUCAGACUAACGUGUAUGUGGACGCCCAGCUGCGCAAGGCCCGUCCCUUUGAGAAGAUGAAGCGCAUGUGCGUGGUGAUGGUGCCGAGUGAUGAGGAGAUGGCAAAGAGGAGGAAGCAGCAGGAGGAGGAGGGAGAAAUGAAUAUCCCUGACGAAGCCUGCAACGAGAUGAAAGCCAACAUUGCUUUCCCUAACGAGGACAACGGUGUAUUUGACGAGAUCGUGUUUACUGAUUUACCCAGGGAGGAGGCUCAGGCUCAGCUAGAAAAAUAUAACAAGGAGGCCCAGGAUGCCGGGUUUGGACGUAAACAUCUUGAAUACCAAUCCCAGUGGGAGCACAACAAGAGGAUGCGAGGAAUGGGUCCAAUGUUUGGCAGAGGAGGCCCCAGAGGAUUCCCCAGAGGAGGCGGAGGACCUUUUAGAGGACCAAUGCGUGGAGGACCACCAAUGCGUGGAGGCCGAGGAUGGGGAGGAGGACAUAGAGGAUUUGCACCCCAGGGCGGAUAUGGGUAUGGCGGAGGCGCAUGGGGUCCUUACGGACACCAGGGCGGAUACCAGCCUCGUGGCGGAGCCCAGGGAUACGGCGCAUACCCCGGAAACAGGAACUGGGGCGGAUGGAAUCGUUAAGAUGUAUUUGUAUCGAAUAUAAUUAUGCACUUGGCAACCAUUUGUAAUUUGUACCUAAUAUGAUUGGCUUAACUGUAUUUUUUUCAGUUUCAAAGGACUAUUAUUACUCCAACUAUAACAAUAUUUUUUUAUUUAUCAACUUUAAAGUUGAAAUGGACAUAUGGGCUUCACUCAUCAAAAACUAUUUUAAAAUAACUUUUUUUUUCUCUUUUUGUGUUCCUUAUUUUGAUAAUAAUGAUGUACAGUUGUAUAGUACUCUCUGCAAUAUCUUAUUCUAACGCAUUUUUUGGUCUGUUUCAGAA